Nerophis lumbriciformis (worm pipefish) is the source of this 969-nucleotide messenger RNA. The record is from RefSeq and is a predicted model, not a curated record. Lineage: Eukaryota; Metazoa; Chordata; Actinopteri; Syngnathiformes; Syngnathidae.
AUGGGGGAAUGGACUAUACUAGAGAGGCUCCUGGAGGCUGCUGUCCAGCAGCACUCUACUAUGAUAGGAAGGAUCCUGCUGACGGUGGUGGUGAUCUUCCGCAUCCUGAUCGUGGCCAUCGUCGGAGAGACGGUGUACGAUGACGAGCAGACCAUGUUCGUGUGCAACACGCUGCAGCCGGGUUGCAACCAGGCGUGCUACGACAAGGCGUUCCCCAUCUCGCACAUCCGCUACUGGGUCUUCCAGAUCAUCAUGGUGUGCACGCCCAGCCUGUGCUUCAUCACCUACUCGGUGCACCAGUCGGCCAAGCAGAAGGAGCGGCGCUACUCCACCGUCUACCUGACCCUGGACAAGGAGCCCGACUCGCUGCUGAAGCGCAGCGGGAUCCUCGGAGGAGGAGGCGGUGGCGGCGGCGGGGGCGACGAUUCGGCCAAGAAGAUCAAAAACACGGUGGUCAACGGCGUUGUGCUUCAGAAUAGCGAGAACUCCACCAAGGAGGCCGAGCCCGACUGCCUGGAGGUGAAGGAGAUGCCCAACUCGGCGGCCGCCAGAACUACAAAGUCCAAAAUGAGGCGCCAGGAGGGCAUCUCGCGCUUCUACAUCAUCCAGGUGGUGUUCCGCAACGCGCUGGAGAUCGGCUUCCUGGUGGGUCAGUACUUCCUGUACGGCUUCAACGUGCCCUCGGUGUACGAGUGUGACCGCUACCCGUGCAUUAAGGACGUGGAGUGCUAUGUGUCGCGGCCUACGGAGAAGACGGUCUUCCUAGUCUUCAUGUUCGCCGUCAGCGGCUUCUGCGUGGUACUCAACCUAGCCGAGCUCAACCACCUGGGCUGGCGCAAGAUCAAGACGGCGGUGCGCGGUGUGCAGGCCCGCCGGAAGUCUAUUUACGAGAUCCGGAACAAGGACCUGCCGCGGAUGAGCGUGCCCAAUUUCGGGCGCACGCAAUCCAGCGACUCUGCUUACGUCUGA